UAUCUCGAAACAUGUUCAGUCGAGAUACGUGUACGACCUAUCGAAUUACUGUCAGAAAUCGAGAUUCGUAUUCACGUGAUUCACAUUUGGGUUAGUACUGUCGUUGAUUUUGUGGUUGUCUCAACCCAUUCGUUAAAUUACUAAAGAAACGAUUCAAUAAAAUGGGAGCGUCGUGGAUACCACUAGUAUUUUUUACUCUACUCUGGGCCAUAGUGGGAAUCGCAUUACCCAUUUUUGUUCCGAAAGGCGUUAAUCGGAGAAUUCUUCAGGUUGCCCUUAUGUUGACAGCUUACACAUGUUGGCUAUUCUGGUUAUGUUGCUAUAUGGCACAGAUGAAUCCACUUAUUGGACCAAGACUAACCAACACUACAAUUUUCAUAAUGGCUCGCGAAUGGAGCAACAUAAAACUUUAAGUGUAAUCUACAGGAAUUAAGGAACAGUAUUCAAGUGAAAAUAUUCUAAUGAUUCCAUAAAUAUAAUGUGUUAUUGUUUAUGAAACUAAUUUGUAAUUAAAAUUAUAUCAUCAAAAUGAAAAUUGAUCGUUUAGGUACUCACGCACGUUGAAAGCUCUGUAGAUUAAAGCUCUGUAGAUAAAAUUAACAUUCCAAAACAUACAGAAGAUUGUAUUACAAAUGGCGACAUCAUUUCAUUGUUGUCAAAUCAUUGGUUUGGUAAUGCAAAUAUAUUUUAAAAAUCGUGUGUACAGUACGCUAUUCGAUGUGAACUAUAUGUAAUAUAUGUAAAGAUGUUUAAUACGAUAAUAGAACUAGAUAAUAAGUGAAAUGUAUAUAAAUUCGAGUUAGUUAUUUUUUCAUUAAACUUCCAUGUGUUUUUUGA
Megalopta genalis is the source of this 837-nucleotide messenger RNA. Its product is annotated as V-type proton ATPase subunit e 2-like. Gene Ontology annotation, molecular function: proton-transporting ATPase activity, rotational mechanism. Gene Ontology annotation, biological process: proton transmembrane transport. Gene Ontology annotation, cellular component: plasma membrane proton-transporting V-type ATPase complex; proton-transporting V-type ATPase, V0 domain. NCBI's taxonomy places the organism in Eukaryota, Metazoa, Arthropoda, Insecta, Hymenoptera, Halictidae. The record is from RefSeq and is a predicted model, not a curated record.